Messenger RNA from Poeciliopsis prolifica (blackstripe livebearer), 2135 nucleotides. RefSeq names its product hydroperoxide isomerase ALOXE3-like. Lineage: Eukaryota; Metazoa; Chordata; Actinopteri; Cyprinodontiformes; Poeciliidae. Gene Ontology annotation, biological process: lipid oxidation; linoleic acid metabolic process. Gene Ontology annotation, molecular function: oxidoreductase activity, acting on single donors with incorporation of molecular oxygen, incorporation of two atoms of oxygen; protein binding; iron ion binding. The transcript has 15 exons. The record is from RefSeq and is a predicted model, not a curated record. The coding region runs from base 101 to 2095 and encodes 664 amino acids.
CUUCUGUUCAGCUGUUUGGCUUCUUUCACUCCUCAAAGUUUGUUCUAGCUGUCUGGUAACGUUGUUCGUUGGUUAACCCUUCACCGUGUGUAUUCAGGCUAUGGCUGAAUACAAGCUCAAGGUGACAACUGGUGCCAUGAGGCUUGGAGGCACUAUAGAUCACAUCUACGUCAUCUUGAUUGGGACAGAAGGGUGGAGUGACCGCACAGAGUUGGACAAUUUUGGGAUUGACUUUAGAGCUGUAAAGACUGGUACCUACAAAGUCAAAACCAUAUCAUCUCUGGGGACGCUUCUGCUCAUCAAGGUUGAGAAGGAUCCCUUUCUACUCUUCCCAGAAGACGAGUGGUACUGCUCCAAAAUAGAAGUGACGACUCCAGAGGGUGAAGAAAUCCUUUUCCCUUGUUAUAGAUGGAUUUCCAGGGGGGAAUUUGUGGAGCUCAGAGGAGGAAAAGGAUUAACAUUUAUGCAAGAAGAACAUCCUCUGCUGCUUAAGCACAGAAAAAAAGAACUGGCAUUUAAUAAGGGUACUUACCAAUGGGCGUUAAUUGAUGAUGGGUUGAUGCACAUCAGUCACUUCAAAGAUAUAUUUGAGCUUGUUGCAGAACUUCGGUUCUCCAUGUCUGAACUGGAAAAUGCACGUGAAGUCUCUCUUGGACUAGCAAUGGAGAUACUGUCUGAGACUGGUCAAUGGAAACGAAUUGAAGACAUGAAAGCGAUCUUCCGGUUAAAAAAGACAAAGAUGUCAGAGUAUGUUUCAGAGCACUGGAAGGAAGAUGAUUUUUUUGGAUCCCAGUUUUUGAAUGGAACAAACCCCAAUGUGAUAAAGCGCUGCUCCAAACUUCCCCCAAACUUUCCAGUGACUGAUGAGAUGGUGAAACCUUUUCUGGAAACUGGAACCACUCUGAAAAAGGAAAUGAAGGAAGGCAAUAUAUUUCUAUGUGACCAGAAGAUAAUGGAUGGAAUACCAACCAGAGAGAAAGAUGGAAAUCCUCUGUAUGUUGCAGCUGGUUUGUGCUUGUUUUACAAGAACCCUGAAGGAAAACUGUUGCCUAUUGCCAUACAGCUGUACCAACAACCCUCUGAGCAGAACCCAAUCUUUCUGCCAAGUGACCUUGACACGGAUUGGCUUCUGGCCAAGCUGUUUUUCAGGAGUUCAGACUUGCUUCAACAUCAGACGCUCUAUCACCUCAUGCACACUCACUAUCUAGCAGAAGUCUUUGCUGUUGCUACUUUUCGCUGUCUCCCAACCAUUCAUCCCCUUUAUAAGCUGCUGAUCCCGCACUUUCGUUACACGCUACACAUAAACAUCUUGGUCCGCAAACUACUACUUUCACCUGAGGGAGUGUUGCAUGAGAGCUCACUUGGAGAGGAGGGGCUGACUGAGCUCAUGAGACGAGAUAUGUCUCAAAUCACCUACAGCUCCCUCUGUCUGCCUGAAAACAUCAAUGAAAGAGGACUGGAGUCAAUCCCAAACUUUUACUACAGAGACGAUGCAUUGAAGAUGUGGAACUACAUCAAAGAUUUUGUGAAGGCUAUGGUGAAGUACUACUACUCUUCUGACAGUGAUGUGAUUAAAGAUAUUGAGCUACAGGAAUGGAUCAAUGAGAUAUUCAUAUAUGGCUUCUUGGCGAAUGAACAUUCAGGUUUCCCAUCAUGCUUCAAUGAAAUUGAGGAAGUGUCCAAGUUCAUCACCAUGGUGAUCUUCACAGUGUCUGUACAGCAUUCUGCUGUGAACAACGGACAGUAUGACUACAACUGCUGGGUACCCAAUGGCUCCCUCCUGUUGCACAAACCUCCUCCAGCCACCAAGGGGCAGUCCAGCAUGCAGACUUUUCUGGAGACUCUCCCAAAUGUUGACUACUCGGUCAACAUGUCGUCAACUGUUAGGAUUCUUUCAGAAAAGCACAAUGAUGUGGUUCUCCUGGGUGAAUUUCCAGAGGAGCACUUUGACGAGGCUGUCCCGAAGAAGAUUAUCAAGGCCUUGCAAGCAAACUUGUACUACAUGAGGGAAGAAAUUGCAGCAAGAAAUUCUCAGCUGGAAAUCCCCUACACAUAUCUGACCCCUGAUGUGGUAGAAAACAGUGUGACCAUUUAGGGAUUGUUUUCAUCAUGUUUGAAACGAAUAAAGCAAUGUG